Molecule: messenger RNA, 1983 nt
Organism: Trichomonas vaginalis G3
Lineage: Eukaryota; Parabasalia; Trichomonadida; Trichomonadidae
Product: protein ubiquitination
Exons: 1
Coding region: 1-1983 (660 amino acids)
Molecular function (GO): protein binding
Source: RefSeq, a predicted model, not a curated record
AUGAGAAGCUUAUCUAAUGGUAAAAUCACACUUCCUGAGUUCAAAGAUUUAUGUGACACAAUAGAAGAGAUGUGGGAAAUCACAGAUAGCAAUAUAAAACAACUUGUCACUAAAAUUAAUAAAAUAGUCGAUUCAGGUCACCUGGCAGACACUGCAGUCCUUGAUAUUGCAGAUUACAUUGCACUCAAACGUCCAAAGAAACUCAAAUCAAUCUAUAAUUUCUGUCUCGAAUUCUCAGAAAACAGAGAUUUCGUUGAAUCAAAGUAUAAAUGCAAGCAUAGCGCACAAUUACAGGCUCUCUUAUGCAUGGCAGAAAUAAUUAAUGGAAAAUAUAACCAAAUUUACUCUGAAAUGGAAGAAGAACAAAUCUUCCAAAUUUACGAAGAGGAUUCAAUACAAUACAUCAUUCUUUGGGACAAAGUUGACCUUAUCCAACAAAUUUGCGAAACAUCUGACUUCGAUUUUGAUCAGAUCAUCGAUAAUAUCAGAGUUAUUGAUGUGGCAGCCCAAUUUGGAGCAUUGAAUUGUUUCAAGUUCUUACACGAUAACAACGCUAUUGUUACACACAGAACGCUCCAAUACGCUUACGAAGGCGGCCGUCAAGAAAUUAUUGACAUUUUGGAAGAGAUGUUUGAAGUGAACGACGAUUGCUUUAUCAACGCUAUUGAAUCUCAUUUCUAUUCCGGUAUCGAAAAACUCCAAAAGAACAAAAAUUUACGAUUUGCUUGGCCAAACUGCUUCCAGUCUUACAAUUUCAAGUUUAUUUACGACCAAGUCUUCAAUGGAGACGUUAACAUGCGCGACAUGAACUCCAGAACCCCUCUUAUGGUUGCAUGUGAUCUUGGAUUAGAAAUGAUCAUCUCUCUUUUAGUUGAGAACAAAGCAGACGUCAAUCUCAAAGACCCUGAGAACAGAACAGCCCUUUUCGGUGCAUGUAUCCACGACAGAUCUUAUCUAAGCAUCGUAAAAAUCCUUGUUGAGAACAAAGCAGAGCUAAACAUCCAAGAUAACGAUGGAUAUUCACCAUUGAUCGUUUCUUGCAUCACAGGUAAUAGAGUUAUCUCUAAAUAUUUGAUAGAUUCAAAAGUUAAUCUUAAUUUCCAAGAUAAAGCCGGGAAAACCGCUUUAAUGCAUGCAAUUCGUGAUUGCCCUGAAGUAGCAACAGCUAUAAUCGAUGCAGGAGCUGACAUUUCCCUUAAAGAUAACAAAGGGCACUCAGCAUUGUACCACGCGUGCAAAGCCAACGACCAAACACUCGUUAAAGAGUUAAUUGAAGUCAAGGCCAACGUAAACGAUACAAAUAAUAAAGGAGUUCCGAUAAUUCACUCAAUUGUCGAAGAUGGACUUACAAGUAUCGCUUUCUACUUAUUGGAAAGCGGUGGAGACUUCAACGCCACGGAUCCAGAAGGAAACACUCUUUUGAUGGUUUCUUGUCGCGAAAAUAAUGAAGAUCUUGUUCAUUACAUUUUGGACGAGAAUGCCGACAUCAACAUCGUCAACAAAGAGAAGAAGUCAGCUCUGAUGAUCGCUUGCCUCUACAACAGCUUCGAAAUCGUGAAGAUUCUUAUUGAAAACAAAGCUGACGUAAAUCUCAAGGAUGAGGAAGGAAAAACAGCACUAAACUACGCUUGUGAGGGUAAUGGUGCCGAUUCCAUCAAAGUUCUCGUGGAAAACGGAAAAGCAGAUAUCGAAGUCAGAGAUGCGAAAGGAUGGACACCAAUCAUGUACACUGCUAGCUAUGAUAACGUAGUUGUCGUCAAGCAGCUUAUUUCCUUGAAAGCAAACAUCAACGCCGUGAAUGAAGAAGGAUUAACUCCUAUGAUGAUCGCAGCUCAAAAUAACGCUUCAAGUGUUGUCGAACUGUUGCUCCAGAGUGGCGCAGACAGCAAAAUUGUGGAUAAAAGCGGAAGAACAGCUUUGCAACACGCAAUUGAUAACCAGUGCUCAAAUGUCGUUAUGGUUCUUCAGAGUACAGAGGAAUAA